UGCAAAUCUGAGGCCAUGGAAGUGUUGAAGAACUGGCUGGCUCACCCCAAAGAGCUCUACAACUUGGUGCGAUUCAAGAUGGGUGAUUACAUGAUGCCCAAGAUGGACCAGGAUUCGCUCAGCAAAAGCCUCUGUCUCUGUUACCAGUACCUCUAUCAGAGCAGUCAGAACUACGCUACAGUCAUCAUCCAGACACUCAAUGGGGAGCUGCGCCAUGCGGUUUGCAUCUUUUAUUUGGUCCUCCGGGCUCUGGACACUGUGGAGGAUGACAUGACGAUCAGCUUGGAAACCAAGAUCCCCAUUUUACAUAACUUCCAUUCCUACCUGUAUCAGCCCAGCUGGCGAUUCAUGGACAGCAAUGAUAAGGACAAACAAGUGCUGGAAGAUUUCCCAAUGAUCUCCUUGGAGUUCCGCAAGCUGUCGAAGGUCUAUCAGGAUGUCAUUGCUGACAUUUGCCGCAAGAUGGGCCUCGGGAUGGCGGAGUUCUUGGAGAAGAAGGUGGAAUCUGAAGAAGACUGGGACAAGUACUGCCAUUACGUCGCUGGUCUGGUGGGGAUCGGCCUCUAUCAGCUCUUCUCUGCAUCCAAGCUGGAGGUCCCUGUUGGUGACCAGGACACGGAGCUUGUAAACUCCAUGGGGGUUUUCCUGCAGAAAAUCAACAUCAUUCGGGAUUAUCACGAAGACCUACUUGUGGGCAGAGAGUUUUGGCCUCGAGAGGUGUGGAGCAAAUAUGUACAGAAGUUGUCGGAUCUGGCCAAGCCUGAGAACAUUGACAAAGGUGUCCAGUGUUUUAAUGAGCUCAUCACCAAUGCCCUGCACCACAUCCCGGAUAUCUUGACAUAUCUGUCACAACUGAGGAACCAGAGUGUGUUCAAGUUCUGUGCCAUCCCCCAGGUAAAAGGCAUUGCCACCUUGGCAGCCUUCUACAACAAUCCGCAGGUCUUGCAAGAAGUGGUGAAGAUCCGGAAGGGGCAAGCUGUCACGCUAAUGAUGGAUGCCACCAACAUCCAGGCUGUCAAAGCCAUCACGUUCCAGUACAUGGAAGAGAUUUACCAGAAAAUCCCCAGCAUGGAUCCUUCUUCCAGCAGAACCCAACAAAUUGUCACUUCUAUCUGUUCGUUGUGUUCACCCAGAAGGACCCUUGUCCCACGAACCCAUUACUCCCUCGGCUACUUGUCCUGCGCUAUGGUUUUGACAGCCCUAGCCUGGCAGUAUCUAAGCACAGUGUCCAAGGCGGCUUAAGAAGACUGACACUCAGGCAAGAACUGAGGAGGGAGGUGUUCUGGCACGGCAGUACCAGGAGCUCCAACUUACCUUUCCUUUGUUGAGUAUUUGCAUGUAUUCUAACGUUCUAUGCAUUUUACAAUUAGGUGGCUUUCCUUGAUUUGCAGUUAUUAGGCCAAUGACCCCUCAGUCAUCGUUGGGUU
Messenger RNA from Anolis sagrei ordinatus, 1427 nucleotides. Its product is annotated as squalene synthase-like. Gene Ontology annotation, cellular component: endoplasmic reticulum membrane. The record is from RefSeq and is a predicted model, not a curated record. Gene Ontology annotation, biological process: farnesyl diphosphate metabolic process; cholesterol biosynthetic process. Gene Ontology annotation, molecular function: squalene synthase [NAD(P)H] activity. NCBI's taxonomy places the organism in Eukaryota, Metazoa, Chordata, Lepidosauria, Squamata, Anolidae.